GUGCGGCUGCGGCAGUCAGUGCAGUGCAUCGUCAAAUGGGUGUUUGACGUCCAGUGCAGUUGGAGGCGUACUAUUCAGUUGAUCUCUUUCAAUGUGUAGACGCUGGUAGUGUAGUCGAGGUCUUAGAAGAUGGGGGAUUCGAUCGAGGCGGUGCCGGAGGGCACGCCCGAGCCUGAAUCUGUGGCUGUUGUCGACUUCAACGACUUCUGUAACUACAUUCGCAAAGUGGUGACAGUGUUGCUGCCAAACGUCGACACCGUUCCACCGGCCCUAAAUGCGGCCCUGCAGGACCGUAACAACCAGGAGUGCAUCCGCAAGUUCAUCAGCGACCAGCAGGUGCCGGUGCUCUUCAUUCAGCGAACUUCGACCAAAGAUGAAGAUGGAGAGCCAACAGAAGGGGAGGAGAAGGAGGAAGCAUAUUACUUAUCCAAUCAGGUCCAGUACACCAGUCCCAAGGAAAGCAGCCUUGUUUGUGUCAAGAGAAAUUUGGUGGUGGAAGCCGACAAGAACAUUCACUCACAGCUCCGUCUCACCAAUUUCUGUGAAGGCUCUCCUUAUGAGACAAUCCAUUCCUUUGUUAGCAAGUGGAUGUCUCCUUACUUCAAGAGCUAUGUGAAGGAAUCUGGUAGAGCUGAUAGGGAUGGAGACAAAAUGGCCCCAUCAGUGGAGAAGAAGAUGGCAGAGCUGGAAAUGGGCUUGCUGCAUCUUCAGCAGAAUAUCGACAUUCCAGAAAUUUCCCUGCAGAUCCAUCCAGUGGUCAUAUCGGUCAUCAAGCAAUGUGCAGAUGAAGGCAGGAAGCCCAGAGUGGCAGACUUUGGAGAUAGGGUUGAAGACUCCACUUUCCUUAAUCAGCUGCAAACGGGUGUCAAUAGAUGGAUCAAAGAAAUUCAGAAAGUGACCAAAUUGGAUCGUGAUCCAUCCUCUGGAACUGCUCUACAAGAGAUUAGCUUCUGGCUAAAUUUGGAGCGUGCUUUACAUCGGAUUCAAGAGAAGCGAGAGAGUUCAGAAGUGGCUCUGACUCUUGACAUUCUUAAGCAUGGAAAGAGAUUCCAUGCCACUGUGAGCUUUGAUACUGAUACUGGUUUGAAGCAAGCUCUUAGCUAUGUUAAUGAUUACAAUCCCUUGAUGAAAGAUUUCCCAAUUAAUGACUUGCUGUCUGCAACUGAACUUGAUCGUAUCAGAGCUGCUAUCUUACAAAUCUUUGCUCAUCUUCGUAAGAUUCGUAAUACUAAAUACCCUAUGCAAAGAGCUCUUAAACUGGUAGAAGCCAUAUCUCGCGACAUGAGCUCUCAGCUUUUCAAAGUGCUUGGUACAAGGCGUCUGAUGCACAUCCCUUUUGAUGAAUUUGAGAAAGUGAUGACUCUCUGCUUCAAUGUUUUCCUGACUUGGGAUGAUGAGUACGAUAAACUUCAGCAACUUCUCAGGGACAUUGUGAAGAAAAAGAGAGAUGAACAGUUGAAAAUGGUCUGGCGUGUGAAUCCUGCCCACAAGAAGCUCCAAGUCCGCAUGGAAAACAUGAGACAAUUCAGACACCAGCAUGAACAGCUACGAACUGUAAUUAUGCGAGUUUUGCGUCCAAACAUUAUGAUGGUUCUCUCGGGGAGGACUGAGCCACCGCCGCCAGAAGGUGGAGAUGCCUCUAACUUGAAGCAAGAUGCUCUUGCUAUUGAGGCUGCAGAUGCCAACGCCAUUGAGGAAGUUAACUUGGCUUAUGAAAAUGUGAAAGAAGUUGAUUGUUUGGACAUAAGCAGAGAAGGAAUGGAAGCAUGGGAUGCUGCUGUGCGGCGCUAUCAGGAAAGAAUUGAUAGAGUUGAAACUCGCAUCACUGCACAUUUGAGGGACCAACUAGGCACUGCUAAAAAUGCCAAUGAGAUGUUCCGCAUUUUCUCUCGUUUCAAUGCCUUAUUUGUGCGCCCUCACAUCAGGGGUGCUAUCCGGGAGUAUCAAACUCAGCUCAUUCAACGAGUGAAGGAUGACAUUGAGGCCCUCCAUGAGAAAUUCAAGGUUCAGUAUCCUCAAAGCAAAGCUUGUCGUAUGAGCCAGGUACGAGAUCUGCCACCAGUGUCUGGUUCCAUUAUCUGGGCCAAACAAAUUGAUAGACAAUUAACUGCUUACCUCCGCCGUGUAGAAGAUGUUCUUGGCAAGGAUUGGGGUAACCACAUUGAUGGUCAGAAGUUGAAAAAUGAUGGGGAUAGUUUCCGCUUGAAACUAAACACUCAAGAAAUAUUUGAUGAAUGGGCAAGGAAAGUUCAAACACGCAAUUUGGGUGUGACAGGACGCAUUUUUGCCAUAGAAUCAACUCGCUCUCGCUCUGGGCGAGGUAAUGUGUUACGCCUCAAGGUCAACUUUUUACCUGAGAUCAUUACACUUUCUAAAGAGGUUCGCAACUUGAAAAACUUAGGAUACCGUGUUCCAUUGGCCAUUGUGAAUAAAGCCCACCAGGCCAACCAGACAUACCCGUUUGCCAUCUCCCUCAUUGAAAGCUGCCGGACAUACGAAAGGACUCUGGAGAAGCUAUGCAACAGAGGCACUGCAAACAGUCCAUCGUUCAAGGUUGAAGACAAAGCAUCUAUUGUUCCUUUGGUUGCUGGUAUGAGGAAAGAAGUUCAAUCUCUGAUUGGUGAAGGUAUUGGACUUGUCUGGGAGAGCUACAAAUUGGACCAGUAUGUGCAGCGUCUGGCCGAACUUGUAUUUUCAUUUCAAGAAAAAGUGGAAGACUUGCUUCUUGUUGAAGAGCAGCUUGACGUUGAUGUCAGGUCCCUGGAGACUUGCCCCUAUUCAGCCAAUACUUUUGCUGACAUCUUGGCUAAAAUCCAACAUGCUGUGGAUGAUUUAUCACUUCGGCAGUAUUCCAACUUGCACAUUUGGGUUCAACGUCUUGACCAGGAAGUGGAGAAGAAUUUGGCUGCACGCCUGCAGGCUGGAAUUCAGGCUUGGACUGAUGCUCUAGAUGGCAAGAAGAAAGAAAUUGAUCAUAGUAUGGACACGGAUGCACCAACUCAACCGACGCACAAACCAGGAGGAGAUCCGCAUAUUCAAAUUGUGACCCAUGAAGUACGCAUCACCAACCAAAUUAUGUAUUUGUAUCCCAGUAUUGAGGAAGCCCGCUUCCAGAUUAUGCAACAGUUCUUCUCGUGGCAAGCCAUAGUGACAUCUCAGAUUCAUCUUCAGAGUUGCCGCUAUCAAGUUGGGCUGGACAGACCUGUCUCUCAAACUUAUCGCAACUUACUCAACAAAUUGCCUCAAGGUAAUGCUGUCCUUGCUGGUGCCUAUGAGUCUAUUGAGAAUAAGAUUGCUCAAGUGCAGAAGUAUGUUGAUGAGUGGCUUCGGUAUCAAUCAUUAUGGGAUCUUCAGGCUGAUAAUCUUUACAGCCGCCUUGGGGAAGAUAUAAAUCUGUGGAUGAGAUUCUUGAAUGACAUUAAGAAGUGUCGUACAACCUUUGAUACUUCUGAAACAAGGCGUGAGUUUGGCCCAGUGGUGAUUGAUUAUGCCAAAGUUCAAAGCAAAGUAACUCUAAAAUAUGAUGCAUGGCACAAAGAUACCCUGAGUAAGUUUGGUGCUCUGCUUGGAAAUGAGAUGUCUCAAUUCCACUCUCAGGUGUCCAAGUCAAGGAGUGAACUGGAAGAACAAUCAAUUGAAGCGGCAAGCACAUCUGAUGCAGUCUGUUUCAUUACCUAUGUUCAAUCUCUGAAGCGGAAGAUGAAAGCUUGGGAAAAGCAGGUUGAAGUGUACAGAGAGGGUCAACGCAUUCUUGAAAGGCAGAGGUUUCAGUUCCCCCAGAAUUGGCUUCAUGUUGAUAACAUAGAAGGUGAAUGGGGAGCUUUCAAUGAAAUCAUCAAGCGCAAGGAUUCAUCAAUUCAAACGCAGGUUGCUACCCUUCAAAUGAAAAUUGUCGCAGAGGACAAAGCUGUUGAAUCAAGAACCAACGACUUCCUUACGGAUUGGGAAAGCAGCAAACCCGUGGAAGGAAGUUUGCGUCCUGAUGAAGCUCUUCAACAGCUCAAGAUCUAUGAAACCAAGUUUACUCGUUUGAAGGAGGAGCGUGACAAUGUGGCGAAGGCCAAGGAGGCUCUGGAACUUCAGGAGCCUGGUGGUAUGAACACAUCUGAAGAUCGAAUGCAAGUUGUAUUUGAAGAGCUCCAAGAUCUUCGCGGUGUUUGGUCUGAAUUGUCUCGUAUCUGGUCUCAGAUUGAUGAGUUACGAGAGAAACCCUGGCUGUCAGUUCAACCCCGUAAACUGCGUCAACAGUUGGAUACCUUGAUGUCUCAACUCAAAGAAUUACCUGCUCGUCUGAGGCAAUAUUCGUCUUAUGAAUAUGUUAAACGCACUCUGCAGAGUUACACCAAGGUGAAUAUGAUGAUUGUGGAACUGAAAUCUGAUGCCUUAAAGGAACGUCACUGGAAGUACCUCAUGAAACAGUUGCGUGUUUCUUGGGUCCUGUCUGACUUGACUCUUGGUCAAGUCUGGGAUGUAAACCUUCAAAAGAAUGAAUCUGUUGUCAAAGACAUCAUUCUUGUAGCUCAAGGAGAGAUGGCUCUGGAAGAGUUCUUGAAGCAGGUGCGAGAGUCAUGGCAGAGUUAUGAACUUGACCUCAUAAAUUACCAAAACAAGUGUAGACUCAUUAGGGGUUGGGAUGACCUCUUCAACAAAGUGAAGGAGCAUAUCAAUUCCGUUGCGGCUAUGAAGUUGUCCCCGUACUACAAGGUGUUUGAAGAAGAAGCACUUACAUGGGAGGAGAAGUUAAACCGCAUCAAUGCACUUUUUGAUGUCUGGAUUGAUGUUCAAAGAAGAUGGGUAUACUUGGAGGGAAUCUUCUCAGGAAGCGCUGAUAUCAAAACACUCCUACCUGUGGAAACUUCUCGUUUCCAGAGUAUAAGCUCUGAGUUCUUAGGAUUGAUGAAGAGGGUUUCAAAGUCACCAAUGGUAAUGGAUGUCUUGAACAUCCCUGGUGUUCAGCGUGCGCUAGAGCGUCUCGCUGACCUGUUAGGAAAAAUUCAAAAAGCCCUCGGAGAGUACUUGGAACGGGAAAGGACAUCAUUCCCAAGGUUUUACUUCGUCGGAGAUGAAGAUUUACUUGAGAUCAUUGGUAAUAGCAAAAAUAUUGCACGGCUCCAGAAACACUUCAAAAAGAUGUUUGCUGGAGUUGCGGCCAUUCUCUUGAACGAAGACAACACUGUUAUCACAGGCAUAGCCUCUAGGGAAGGAGAAGAGGUGACCUUUACGACUCCUGUCUCUACCAUAGAACAUCCGAAGAUAAAUGAGUGGCUGUCCCUAGUGGAGAAAGAGAUGAGAGUCACACUGGCCUCUCGUUUGGCUGAAGCUGUUCAAGACAUCAAGCAAUUUAAGGAGGGGUCCAUUGACCCUAAUGCUUACAUGAAGUGGUGUGACAAGUAUCAAGCGCAGAUUGUUGUUUUAGCAGCACAAAUUCUGUGGAGUGAAGAUGUGGAAAGUGCUCUCCACCAGAUUGCCAGUACAGGUGGUGAACCGAACAUGGCUCCUUUGGAAAGGGUGUUGGGCCAGGUUCAAAAUACUCUUACUGUACUGGCGGAUUCGGUUUUGCAAGAACAACCAGCACUUCGACGUAAGAAGCUUGAGCAUCUCAUCAACGAAUUUGUCCACAAGCGCACAGUGACAAGGAGAUUAAUUGCUAACAAAACGUCUGGGCCUAAAGUUUUUGAGUGGCUCUGUGAAAUGAGGUUUUACUUUGAUCCAAGACAGACUGAAGUGUUGCAGCAAUUGACCAUCCACAUGGCAAAUGCUAAGUUCUUUUAUGGCUUUGAGUAUCUGGGUGUGCAGGAUCGCUUGGUUCAGACUCCGCUAACAGACACUUGCUACCUGACCAUGACGCAGGCGCUUGAAGCUCGUCUUGGAGGUUCUCCAUUUGGACCUGCUGGUACAGGAAAAACUGAAUCAGUUAAAGCACUCGGUCAUCAACUGGGAAGAUUUGUUCUGGUUUUCAAUUGUGAUGAAACAUUUGACUUCCAAGCUAUGGGAAGAAUUUUUGUUGGUCUCUGUCAAGUUGGAGCAUGGGGUUGCUUUGAUGAGUUUAAUCGACUUGAGGAGAGAAUGCUUUCAGCGGUUUCACAGCAGGUGCAAACAAUUCAGGAAGCUCUGAAAUCUCAACAAGAUGGCAAGAAAGAAGGAAUGAUCUCUGUGGAGCUUGUCGGGAAGCAAGUUAAAGUGUCAACAGAUAUGGCCAUUUUCAUUACCAUGAAUCCUGGUUAUGCUGGACGUUCAAAUCUACCUGAUAACUUGAAGAAGCUCUUCAGGUCUCUUGCCAUGACUAAACCAGACAGACAACUCAUUGCUGAAGUGAUGUUGUUCUCUCAGGGCUUCCGCUCUGCAGAAAAGCUUGCCUGCAAAAUUGUGCCUUUCUUCAAGCUUUGCGAUGAACAGCUUUCUAAUCAAUCUCACUAUGACUUUGGUCUAAGAGCUCUUAAAAGUGUGUUGGUAUCUGCUGGAAAUGUGAAGCGCGAUCGCAUCCAGAAAAUAAAAGAAGAUAUGAAGUCUCGUGGAGACUCAAACAUUGAUGAAGCAAUGAUUGCUGAGAACCUCCCAGAGCAAGAGAUUCUGAUCCAGUCUGUGUGUGAGACCAUGGUGCCCAAGCUGGUGGCUGAGGACAUUCCCCUGCUGUUCUCCCUGCUUUCUGACGUGUUCCCCAAUGUGGAGUACACGAGAGCAGAGAUGGCCGGGCUCAAAGAACAAAUAAGAAAGGUCUGCCAGGAGGAGUAUCUUGUAUGUGGAGAGGGAGAAGAACAGGGAGGUGCUUGGAUGGAAAAGAGAUACGCAGGAGAAACAUGGGUUGAGAAGGUUCUUCAAUUGUAUCAAAUUUGCAAUCUUAGUCAUGGACUGAUGAUGGUAGGCCCAAGUGGAUCAGGCAAGAGUACUGCCUGGAAGGUACUUCUUCGCUCGCUGGAAAGACUGGAAGGCACCGAAGGAGUCGCUCAUGUUAUUGACCCCAAGGCCAUUUCCAAAGAAGCCUUGUACGGUGUUCUUGACCCCAACACUCGAGAAUGGACUGAUGGUCUCUUUACUCACAUCCUGAGAAAAAUAAUUGAUAAUGUGAGGGGAGAAAUUAACAAGCGCCAAUGGAUUAUAUUUGAUGGUGAUGUCGACCCAGAGUGGGUUGAAAAUUUGAACUCUGUCCUUGAUGACAAUAAACUGCUAACAUUGCCUAAUGGAGAACGUCUGUCCCUGCCACCUAACGUUCGGAUCAUGUUUGAGGUUCAAGAUCUGAAGUAUGCAACUUUAGCCACUGUGUCUCGUUGUGGUAUGGUUUGGUUCUCUGAAGAUGUCCUGUCAACAGAAAUGAUAUUUGAAAAUUACAUGUUGAAACUUCGAAACAUUCCUCUGGAGGAAUCAGAGGAUGACAGUCUGGGCAAUUUCACUUCCAAGAAAUCCAGCACUGAGAAGGAUGAUGAUCUAUCUCCCACUCUGCAGAUUCAAAGAGAUGUUAGCACCAUUCUUCAGCCCUACCUUUCACCUGAUGGCCUUGUUGUGAGAAGCUUGGAGUACGCCAUGAAGCAAGAACACAUCAUGGACUUCACUCGCCUUCGGGCUCUCAGCUCCCUUUUCUCCAUGCUCAACCAAGGUGUUAGGAAUGUCCUUGCCUACAACCAUUCUCAUUCAGACUUCCCUCUGACAAGUGAACAGUUGGAUAGCUACAUUCCUAAGUGUUUAGUAUAUGCACUUCUUUGGAGCUUUGCUGGAGAUGCUAAGCUUAAAGGACGUUCUGACUUGGGUGAUUUCAUUCGUUCAAUCACAACAGUUCCCUUGCCCCCUACAAGUUCACUUCCAAUUAUCGACUAUGAGGUGACUGUUGUUGGUGAAUGGAGUCCAUGGUCUAACAAAGUACCCCAAAUUGAAGUGGAAACCCACAAAGUUGCUGCUCCAGAUGUGGUUGUCCCCACCCUGGACACUGUCAGGCAUGAGUCUCUGUUGUACACUUGGUUAGCAGAGCACAAGCCCCUUGUCUUAUGUGGGCCCCCUGGUUCAGGAAAGACCAUGACUCUGUUCUCUGCUCUUCGAGCACUGCCUGACAUGGAAGUGGUUGGUCUCAACUUUUCAUCAGCCACAACUCCUGAGUUGCUUUUGAAGACUUUUGACCACUACUGUGAAUACAGAAAGACUCCCAAUGGUGUUGUGUUGUCUCCAGUACAGCUUGGAAAAUGGCUUGUUCUGUUCUGUGAUGAAAUUAAUUUGCCUGAUAUGGACAAGUAUGGAACACAACGUGUUAUUUCAUUCCUCCGUCAACUUGUUGAACACCGUGGGUUCUAUCGAAGCUCAGACCAGGCAUGGGUUUCUUUAGAGCGCAUUCAGUUUGUUGGGGCUUGUAACCCUCCCACUGACCCUGGAAGAAAACCGUUGUCUCACAGAUUCUUGAGACAUGUCCCAGUCAUUUAUGUUGACUACCCUGGAGAGACCUCUCUAAAGCAGAUUUAUGGAACAUUCAGUAGAGCAAUGUUGCGGCUCAUACCUCCACUUCGUGGCUUUGCCGAGCCCCUUACAAAUGCUAUGGUCGAGUUCUAUCUUGUAUCACAGGAAAAGUUCACUCAAGAUAUGCAGCCCCACUAUGUGUACUCUCCAAGAGAAAUGACCAGAUGGGUUCGUGGUAUUUGUGAAGCUAUCAGACCUCUUGAAACUCUCAAUGUGGAGGGUUUGGUACGCCUGUGGGCCCAUGAAGCCCUUCGUCUGUUCCAAGACCGUUUAGUAGAUGAUUCAGAGCGAAGGUGGACGAAUGAAAAUAUUGAUGUAGUGGCUCAGAAACAUUUCCCUGGCCUUGAUAAGUCGCAGGCCCUUGCUCGACCCAUCUUGUACAGCAACUGGCUUUCAAAGGACUACGUUCCUGUGAACAGGGAAGAACUCAGGGAAUACGUCAAGGCCCGCCUUAAAGUUUUCUAUGAAGAAGAGUUGGAUGUCCAGCUGGUGCUUUUUGAUGAAGUACUAGAUCAUGUUUUGCGCAUUGAUAGAAUUUUCCGACAACCUCAAGGGCAUCUGCUUCUCAUUGGUGUUUCUGGUGCAGGCAAGACCACUCUCUCUAGAUUUGUUGCUUGGAUGAAUGGCCUUUCUAUCUUCCAAAUUAAGGUUCACAACAAGUACACUGGUGAGGACUUUGAUGAAGAUUUGCGUGCUGUGCUCAGACGCUCUGGCUGUAAGGAUGAGAAGAUUGCCUUCAUCUUGGAUGAAUCUAAUGUGCUAGAUUCAGGAUUCCUGGAAAGAAUGAACACUCUUCUUGCCAAUGGAGAAGUUCCUGGACUGUUUGAAGGUGAUGAGUACGCUACAUUGAUGACUCAGUGCAAAGAGGGUGCCCAGAGGGAAGGUCUCAUGUUGGACUCUAAUGAGGAGCUUUAUAAGUGGUUCACUGGCCAAGUGAUGCGCAACCUCCAUGUCGUUUUUACAAUGAACCCAUCCUCUGAGGGUUUGAAAGACCGCGCCGCCACUUCUCCCGCAUUGUUUAAUCGAUGUGUGCUCAAUUGGUUUGGAGACUGGUCUGAUGGAGCCUUGUUCCAGGUGGGUAAGGAAUUCACCAAUACCGUCGAUCUUGAUCGCCCAAGCUGGAAAGCGCCAGACUUCUUCCCAUCUGUGCACACUGGGCUGCCAGCACAGCCGUCUCACCGUGAGGCAGUAAUAAAUGCCUGCGUGUAUGUCCAUCAGACACUACACAAAGCUAAUGCAAGACUUGUCAAGCGAGGCAGCAGGACGAUGGCCAUCACUCCAAGGCAUUACCUGGACUUCAUCCAUCAUUUUGUCAAGCUGUACACUGAAAAGCGCUCAGAUUUGGAAGAACAGCAGCUUCAUUUAAAUGUUGGGCUUAACAAAAUUGCAGAGACUGUCUUGCAAGUUGAAGAAAUGCAGAAGUCUCUAGCAGUUAAAUCUCAGGAGCUAACAGCCAAGAAUGAAGCUGCCAAUGCAAAGCUCAAGCAGAUGGUGAAAGAUCAGCAGGAGGCUGAAAAGAAAAAGGUUCAGAGUCAAGACAUCCAGGCUGAAAUUGAGAAGCAAACUGUGCGCAUUUCAGAAAAACGACAAGUUGUGAUGGAGGAUUUGGCACAGGUUGAACCUGCAGUCAUCGAUGCCCAGCAAGCUGUGAAAGAGAUCAAGAAGCAACAGUUGGUUGAAGUUCGAUCCAUGGCGAAUCCUCCUGCCAUAGUUAAACUUGCUUUGGAGUCUAUCUGUUUAUUGUUGGGAGAGAAUGCAACUGACUGGAAGGCCAUCAGAGCUGUUGCAAUGAGAGAGAAUUUUAUCAAUUCCAUCGUCUCCAACUUCAACACUGAGAAUAUUACUGAUGAUGUUAGACAGAAGAUGCAUGAUAAGUAUCUCAAUAAUCCGGAUUAUACUUUUGAGAAAGUAAAUCGUGCCAGUAUGGCUUGUGGACCUAUGGUGAAGUGGGCCAUUGCUCAGGUUCAGUAUGCAGACAUGCUUAAGAAAGUUGAGCCCCUUCGAGACGAAUUGGGUUCUCUCGAACAACAAGCAUCUGAAAACAAAAAUAAGGGUGAGGAGGUGAAAAACCUUAUUGCUCAGCUGGAGAGGAGCAUAGCAUCAUACAAAGAAGAAUAUGCCCAGCUCAUCUCUCAAGCUCAGGCCAUAAAGACGGACUUGGAGAAUGUGCAGGCCAAGGUGGACCGCUCCAUUGCGCUUCUGAAAUCCCUUGUCAUUGAGAGAGAGAGAUGGGAAGCAACAAGUGACACAUUCAGGUCUCAAAUGUCAACUAUCAUUGGAGAUGUUUUGCUUUCAUCUGCAUUCCUGGCCUAUGCCGGUUAUUUUGACCAACAUUAUCGUCAAAACUUAUUUGCAACAUGGUGUCAUCAUCUUCAGCAAGCCGGCCUGCAAUUCCGUGCUGAUAUUGCUAGGACAGAGUAUCUUUCCAAUCCUGACGAGAGGCUUCGUUGGCAGGCCAAUUCUUUACCUACUGAUGAUCUGUGCACGGAAAAUGCUAUUAUGUUGAAGCGCUUCAACCGUUACCCAUUGAUAAUUGAUCCAUCUGGGCAGGCUACUGAAUUCAUAAUGAACGAGUUCAAAGAUAAGAAGAUCUCCAAAACAUCUUUCUUGGAUGAUUCAUUCCGUAAGAACUUGGAAUCUGCUCUCAGAUUUGGUAACCCACUGCUUGUCCAGGAUGUUGAAAAUUAUGAUCCUAUUCUGAACCCUGUGCUGAACAGAGAGUUGCGCCGCACAGGUGGCCGUGUUCUCAUUACUCUGGGCGAUCAAGACAUUGAUUUGUCACCUUCAUUCAAUAUCUUCUUGUCAACUCGAGACCCAACUGUGGAAUUCCCUCCUGAUAUCUGCUCUCGAGUCACCUUCGUCAACUUCACUGUUACCCGCAGCUCACUGCAGAGUCAGUGCUUGAACCAAGUAUUGAAGGCCGAGAGACCUGACAUUGACAAGAAGAGGUCUGACCUUUUGAAGCUUCAAGGCGAAUUCCACCUGAGGCUGAGGCAGCUUGAAAAGAGCUUGCUUCAGGCUCUGAAUGAUGCAAAGGGGAAGAUACUGGAUGAUGACAGUGUGAUAACCACUUUAGAAACGCUGAAGCAUGAGGCUGCUGAAAUCAGCCAGAAGGUGGAAGAGACUGACAAGGUCAUUGCGGAAAUUGAAACAGUGUCUCAACAGUACAUGCCGCUCUCUCAAGCGUGCAGUAACAUCUAUUUCACCAUGGAUAGCUUAAACCAAAUCCACUUCCUGUACCAGUAUUCGCUCCAGUUCUUCCUGGACAUCUUCAGCUCCGUCCUGCACAGCAACCCUCGCCUCCAGAAUGUGACUGACUACAACCAGCGGCUGGCCGUUGUGACCAAGGACCUGUUUGGCGUGUGCUACGAGCGCGUGGCCAGGGGCAUGCUGCACACGGACCGGCUCACCUUCGCCAUCCUGCUGUGCCGCAUCCACCUCAAGGGCGUGCCCAACGAGGCCAGCCUGGACUCGGAGUUCACGUUCUUCCUGCGCGGCAAGGAGGGCAUGCUCAACUCGUCGCCGCCGGCCAUCGAAGGGCUGAACCAGGAGCAGAUCGAGGCCAUGGUGCGCCUGUCGUCGCGGAUCAAUGCUUACAAGCACCUGUCCAAGAAGAUCAAGGACUCGCCGGAGUUCCCCGGCUGGCUGCAGCAGAGCUCGCCCGAGCAGUGUGUGCCCGCGCUGUGGGAGGAGGACAAGCAGCUGAGCGCCGUGGCCGUGGCCAUGCACAACCUGCUGCUGAUCCAGGCCUUCCGGCCCGACAGGGUGAUCGCCGCGGGGCUGGCCCUGGUGGCCGCCGUGCUCGGCGAGGAGUUCAUGGUGGCGGCGGACCGCGAGCUGGACCUGGCGACCAUCGUGGACGCCGAGCUUCGCGCCAACGUGCCGGCCCUGCUGUGCUCGGUGCCUGGCUACGACGCGUCCGGCAGGGUGGACGACCUGGCCGCCGAGCUGGGCAAGCAGAUCGCCGCCAUCGCCAUCGGCUCGGCCGAAGGCUUCAACCAGGCCGACCGCGCCAUCAACCAGGCGGUGCGCUCGGGCCGCUGGGUGCUGCUCAAGAACGUGCACCUGGCGCCGCAGUGGCUCGUGCAGCUCGAGAAGAAGCUGCAUUCGCUGCAGCCCCACGCAGGCUUCAGGCUUUUCCUCACUAUGGAGAUGAACCCCAAGGUGCCGGUCAACUUGCUGAGAGCGGGCCGCAUCUUCGUGUUUGAACCGCCGCCAGGCAUCAAGGCCAACUUACUGCGGACCUUCAGCACUGUGCCUGCUUCUCGCAUGAUGAAGGCCCCGAGCGAGCGAGCUCGGCUCUACUUCCUGCUGGCCUGGUUCCAUGCCAUUGUCCAGGAACGUCUACGCUACGUUCCUCUGGGCUGGGCCAAGUACUAUGAAUUCAAUGAAUCUGACCUGAGAGUUGCCUGUGAUACUCUAGACACCUGGAUAGAAGCUACUGCAAUGGGUAGGACCAACUUGCCGCCAGAGAAGGUCCCUUGGGAUGCCCUAGUUACCCUGCUGUCUCAAUGUAUUUAUGGAGGCAAGAUCGACAAUGACUUUGACCAGCGGCUGCUGAAAUCUUUCUUGGCCAAGCUCUUCACCCCGGCUAGUUUUGAGGGUGACUUUGCUCUUGUCGCCAAUGUGGAUGGGGUUGGUGGUGGCCCUGGGGGACAACGGCACAUCACCAUGCCUGAUGGCACCAGGAGGGACCACUUCCUGCACUGGAUUGAGGCGCUCUCCGACAGGCAGACACCCUCCUGGCUGGGACUUCCCAACAACGCAGAGAAGGUUCUGCUCACCACAAGAGGAACGGACCUGGUCGGCAAGCUGCUCAAGAUGCAGCAACUGGAGGACGACGACGAGCUGGCCUACUCCAGCGAGGAGGGCCUGGACCAGACGCGCGAGUCGCUGGGCGACGGCCGUCCGUCCUGGAUGCGCACACUGCACAACUCGGCCGCCACGUUCCUGGAGCUGCUGCCGAGGUCGCUGCCCACGCUGCGGCGCACCGUGGACAACAUCAAGGACCCCCUGUACCGCUACUUCGAGCGUGAGGUCAACUCGGGCGCCAAGCUGCUGCGCGACGUGGUCCACGACCUGGAGGACGUGGUGCUCAUCUGCCAGGGCGAGAAGAAGCAGACCAACUACCACCGCACCAUGCUGAGCGACCUGGUGAAGGGCAUCAUCCCACCCAGCUGGCGCCGCUACACGGUGCCCAACGGCUGCACCGUCAUCCAGUGGGUCACGGACUUCUGCUCGCGCGUCAAGCAGCUGCAGCAGGUGUCGCAGCUGGUGUCGCAGGGCGGCGCCAAGGAGAUCAAGACCCACCCCGUGUGGUUGGGCGGCCUGCUAAACCCAGAGGCCUACAUCACCGCCACACGCCAGUGCAUCGCGCAGGCCAACAGCUGGUCGCUGGAGGAGUUGGUGCUGGACGUGACCAUCUGCGACGGCCAGGAGGCCAGCCAGCUGCCCGACGAGUGCAGCUUCGGCGUGACGGGGCUCAAGCUGCAGGGCGCUAACUGCAAGAACAAUCAGCUGCUGCUGGCCACCACCAUCAUGACAGACUUGCCCACCACCCUGCUGCGCUGGGUGCGCGUGGCGCCCGGCACCGAGGUGCGCUCCUCCAAGCUGUCCCUGCCCGUGUACCUCAACUCGACGCGCACGGAGCUGCUGUUCACAGUGGACCUCAACAUCGCCCCUGGCCAGGACCAGCACAGCUUCUACGAGCGCGGUGUCGCCGUGCUCACGUCCACGGCACUCAAUUAAACUGCUUUGUCCACUCUAAUCCUAUAGUCAGUUUUUGAAACCUCCAUUUGGAAUGAGGCUUUUAACCAUGUUUUUUUAUUAUGCAGCUUAUUUUUGUGUAUGUUUAAUAUUUAAUAUUUAUGGAGAAUCUUGUGACGUAAUCAGAAAAUUGUCACUUAUGGACUGUAAUGUAAACUUUGUUGAAUAAUUAAUUUAUGCUUUAUGAAAACUGA
Thrips palmi is the source of this 14396-nucleotide messenger RNA. It is a transcript of the gene Dhc64C, whose product is annotated as dynein heavy chain, cytoplasmic. Gene Ontology annotation, biological process: microtubule-based movement. The coding region runs from base 130 to 14184 and encodes 4684 amino acids. The record is from RefSeq and is a predicted model, not a curated record. NCBI's taxonomy places the organism in Eukaryota, Metazoa, Arthropoda, Insecta, Thysanoptera, Thripidae. Gene Ontology annotation, cellular component: dynein complex. The transcript has 33 exons. Gene Ontology annotation, molecular function: ATP hydrolysis activity; minus-end-directed microtubule motor activity; dynein intermediate chain binding.